AUGUAUGUGAAAUGGUUUGAUACAGUAAUGUUUUACUAUGUGAUUUUAGCGUAUUUAGUGAAUGUCACUUUUUCACAUUUUUAAUUUUCCAGCCGUUCCACCCCCCGUAUGUCCUGAUGUCACAGGGAACGGAACCCGGAAGACAGAUGCCCGCAUCGGCCAGAGGACAUUGCCAGGGACACUGCAGGGAGGACAUUGCGGGAGCGCAGGACAAGGUAAGUGAAGAAGAGAUCCCGGAGCAACGCUGCAAGGUACUCCCGAGUGUAGCUCGGGGUUACCGCUUGUGCUACACUCGGGAAUACCGCCAGGGAGGUUAAGGUAA
This is a messenger RNA of Staurois parvus, 322 nucleotides long. Lineage: Eukaryota; Metazoa; Chordata; Amphibia; Anura; Ranidae. The record is from the annotation of a GenBank genome assembly.